Messenger RNA from Sipha flava (yellow sugarcane aphid), 967 nucleotides. RefSeq lists its product as uncharacterized. The transcript has 3 exons. The coding region runs from base 140 to 499 and encodes 119 amino acids. NCBI's taxonomy places the organism in Eukaryota, Metazoa, Arthropoda, Insecta, Hemiptera, Aphididae. The record is from RefSeq and is a predicted model, not a curated record.
GACGAGUCUCGCCUACACGCACACAAACAGGGUGUGAGCAAAUAGGGGAGGAAGGUAUAAAAGACUUGCGUUUACGAUGUUGCAGGUCACUUUCGGGGCAAAAGCUCAUUUUGACGAUUGACUAUCAGUGUUUGUGCAAAUGCAUAGUAUAACCAUGUAUUCGAGACCACAAGUCGCAUCAACGUGUUAUUUAUGUAUGGUAUUAUUGGCAGUUGUUAUAAUAUUUUCAGUGGAUAACGGAGCAGCAAAACGUGGGUGUGCUAUGUUUGGUCAUUCCUGUUAUGGCGGCCAUGGAAAACGGUCAUUUCAAAUACCCAUGCAACAGCCUGCGAGAGAUUGGCUUGCUUCAAAAGAAGACGACACUCAGAUUGAUGAUGCCAUCAACAAAUAUUUUCAAAUGAAGGCAUCCUCACCGCACUUUACACCGUUUUGGCAAAAAUGGGUACAAGUAUACAACGAUCGCAAAAAUGAACAUCCUAGCAACGACGACCACAUAUAAAGACGGAACCAAUCGAGAAAUUAAAUACUUUUUGUUCUCUUAAUUCGGACAUAUUCUUAUUACCGUUGGACAUAUCGAUUAGACUUAAAAAAAAAAAUAAAAAUAAAUAAAUAUCCCUCCUCAGACAAACAUUUUCCUCUUACUAUAUUUUAUAAUAAUGAUUGCGCUGUUGAUUAUACAAUAGCAUAAAUAUGAAAUUCUCAAUACAACUAUGACGUACAAUUAUACUAUAUAGUAAUGGAAUAUAUUGGUUAGGUAAAAUUAUUUUAUUGUUCGAUCUGCAACUAAACUUUGUGUGAGAUUUUCAGUUCAUCAAACUUAAAAAAUAAAGUAAUAUACAACUAUUAAUAUUUUCCCGACUCAACAGGUCUUGUAAACUUUUACUUGUUCCUCUAAAACAAACACUAAAUGCAACUCCGUAAAUCUUAUUUUGAAUCGAAAAAAUAAUAAUAGUAUCAUUAUAUUAUC